This is a messenger RNA of Trypanosoma cruzi, 542 nucleotides long. RefSeq names its product REL2, putative. Lineage: Eukaryota; Euglenozoa; Kinetoplastea; Trypanosomatida; Trypanosomatidae. The annotation marks the transcript as partial. The transcript has a single exon. The record is from RefSeq and is a predicted model, not a curated record.
AUGCUGCGGCGCCACUUUCAGCUGUUUCUUCGUAGGACGCCCCUGUGGCUUGCUGACGAUGGUUCUUCUCUUUUUGAGCGUUACACAGAAAUUGAGAACUCUAACGAACGACGGAUGAGUGCACUGAAGGCAUGCGGAAUGUUUGACGAUGAGUGGAUUGCCACAGAGAAGGUUCAUGGCGCAAACUUUGGGAUUUACUCCAUCGAAGGUGAGAAAACCAUACGUUACGCGAAAAGAAGCGGUAUUAUGCCUCCCACUGAGCAUUUCUUUGGCUAUCAUAUGUUGGUACCGCAGUUGCAGCAGUACAUCACCGUCACCCGUGAGAUGCUCUGUGACAAGUUGCAGAAGAAGUUGCACACCGUUCUUAUAAACGGCGAGUUGUUUGGGGGGAAGUACGACCACCCAAGUCUUCAAAAGACGCGAAAAACGGUUAUGGUGGCAGGUAAACCCCGGACAAUUAGUGCCGUGCAGACGGAUUCGUUUCCUCAGUACAGUCCUGAUCUUCAUUUUUAUGCAUUUGACAUCAAAUAUAAGGAGACUAA